Molecule: messenger RNA, 577 nt
Organism: Hemicordylus capensis (graceful crag lizard)
Lineage: Eukaryota; Metazoa; Chordata; Lepidosauria; Squamata; Cordylidae
Product: lysozyme C-like
Exons: 4
Coding region: 1-450 (149 amino acids)
Biological process (GO): defense response to Gram-negative bacterium; defense response to Gram-positive bacterium
Molecular function (GO): lysozyme activity
Source: RefSeq, a predicted model, not a curated record
AUGAAGGCUCUUUUGCUGUUGCCCAUCCUUGCUUGUGUCCUUCCCAUAGGGCAAGGCAUGGUCUAUGAACGCUGCCAGCUGGCUCGGAAGCUCAAUGAACUGGGUCUAGGUGGCUAUUGUGGCUACCCCUUGGCCAACUGGGUCUGCAUGGCGCAACAUGAGAGCAGCUACAAUACUGCUGCCACGCACUACAAUGACUACGAUGGCAGCACUGACUUCGGCAUCUUCCAGAUCAACAGCCGCUACUGGUGCCAGUAUGGCUCUGAGCAGAGCUCCAACAUCUGCGGAAUCCAGUGCACUGAUCUGCUGACAGACAACAUCGCUGUAGACGUGGCUUGCGCUAAGACUGUGGUUAGAGAGUCAGCAGAUGGAAUGGGCGCCUGGGUGGCAUGGAGGGCAUAUUGCCAAGGCCGGGACUUGAAUCAAUAUAUUGAAGGAUGUGGCGUAUAAAGAAACACCAUCACUGGGAGUUGGCUGAGAUCUCAGAAAAUGGAGAUCUCAGAGAUUUUCUUGCUUACUCAUUUUCUGGUGAGGAACAGCUCUACACAAUCCCAAAAAUAAAUGCAGCAAAACUUUA